AUGCUUGAUUUGAUAAAUGAUUUUGAAUCAGAUAUGCACAAAUUUGGAGGUCUUGCUUCAGUUAUUCGGGAACUUAGUAACUCAGAUCCUGGAAUAAGGGUGGCCUGUGCAUGGAUUGUUGGUAAAGCCAGUCAAAAUAAUCCUGUAGUUCAGAAACAGGUCCUUGAACUUGGAGCAUUGCCAAAGCUAAUGACAAUGGUGAAAUCUAGUGUGUUAGAGGAAGAAGCAAUAAAAGUGUUGUAUGCUAUUUCAGUGAUUAUUAGAAACAACCUAAAUGGCCUGAAAUUGUUCUAUUCCGAAGGCGGCGACCUGAUGCUAAAGGAUGUUCCUUUUUUCUGCAAUUGUGCACUGGUGAGGCUGCUGAUUGAUUUGACAGCAUCAGGUGACCUUGAUCUCUACGAGAAGGUGUUAGUUAAUUUCCUCAGACCCGCUAAAAACCUCAAGAAAGACGGGUCAUGGGUAUUGGUUACGGGUCCUAUAGAUGGUAUUGGUAAUGCCUUUGCCUUCCAACUGGCUAGUAAAGGACUAAAUUUGGUUCUUGUGGGUCGGAAUCUUGCUAAACUAAACGACGUUUCAGAUUCAAUCCGAACUAAAUUCAAACAAACCCAAAUCAAAGUUGUUGUGGUUGAUUUUAGUUGUGAUUUAGAUCAUGGGAUUGAGAGGAUUAAGGAAACAGUUGUUGGUAUAGAUGUUCGGGUUUUGAUAAAUAAUGUUUGGGGUUUGCUAUCCUUAUGCUAG
Messenger RNA from Lactuca saligna, 738 nucleotides. Lineage: Eukaryota; Viridiplantae; Streptophyta; Magnoliopsida; Asterales; Asteraceae. The record is from the annotation of a GenBank genome assembly.